This is a messenger RNA of Brassica napus (rape), 1785 nucleotides long. RefSeq names its product tetraspanin-15-like. Gene Ontology annotation, biological process: auxin-activated signaling pathway. The record is from RefSeq and is a predicted model, not a curated record. Bases 251 to 1195 code for a protein of 314 amino acids. The transcript is spliced from 2 exons. Lineage: Eukaryota; Viridiplantae; Streptophyta; Magnoliopsida; Brassicales; Brassicaceae. Gene Ontology annotation, cellular component: plasma membrane; plasmodesma.
AUGAAUCGGACCGAUUUUUAGAACAGGGGAUAAAUCCAUACCGACUAAAAAGACCAAAAAGGGCUUGAAUAUAGCAAAAUAUUCGGUCAGGAUCAGCUUGUACUUAAUCAAAGUGUCCGGAUUUCUCUCCAACUUACAUUUGACUCUGUAAAACCCACCCCUGAUACACCUAUACUUAUGAUCUUUCUCUUUUAUACAUUCCUAGUGUCAAACAAAACACCUCCAUAGAGACAUUUCUUUCACUUUCUCCAUGGCUGAUAGUGCCCAAGUAGUACCCGUUGAGGAACCAGCUGCAACCGCCACCGCCACGGCAACCGCAAUAACAACAACGAGUGAGCCAGAAGCAAAAAGCUCCGACCAAAUGGAGUCACAAAGCGAUAAGUCACCCGCUGGAACAUUGGUCACAAUCAUGAACCUUUUCGCCAUCGGGGUACUUCCCAUCUGCACCUUCUUUCUAUCUCUUACACUCCUCGGCUACGCUGUGUGGCUCCUCUACAUGCGUAGCUACGACUGCGAAGAUAUCCUCGGUCUGCCACGUAUCCAGACAAUCGCUAGCGUCGGUCUCCUCGCCGUCUUCGUCGUCAGCAAUGUAGCUCUGUUUCUCCGACGAAAGUUUCCGAUGCCAGCACUCGUGGUGAUGUUUGUGAUCCUUUUGCUAAUGCUAUUCAUCGGUCUGGCGUACGCCGGAGUCAACGAGAUGCAGACCAGGCGGUUUCCGGCGACUGGGACGUGGUUUAAGCUCAAAGUGAUGGAUAAUGUGAACUGGAACAAUAUCAAAUCGUGUGUCUACGAUAAAGGUGCAUGCAACGAGCUUGUUUAUGGAUCGCCAAAAGAUAAACCUUAUAAUAGAAGAAAAUUGCCACCAAUAAAGAAUGGAUGUUGCAUGCCUCCAGAGACAUGCAACAUGGACGCUUUAAACACGACGUUUUGGUAUAGAAGAAAAGACGAGGGACAACCAUUGAAGACGGAGGUGCUGUACGGGGGCAUGGUCGGAAGACUAAGUGACUGUCAGCUGUGGAGGAAUGAUUGGAGCGUGUUGUGUUAUGAUUGUAGGUCUUGCAAGUUAGGAUUCGUAAGAUCUGUAAGGAGGAAAUGGUGGCAGCUAGGUGUCUUCUUGAUAGUCAUCUCCAUUCUUCUUCUCAUCUCUCACCUCUUGAUCUUCUUGGCCACCUUUUGGGAACGUUUCAAGGGCUAGCAAUCAUCACGAUGGUCUUUCUAAUUAGGAGAGUUUUUUUUUUCUGUGGGGUAAAAUAAUAUCUUCCUUCUGCAUUCGUUUUAGUACUCAAGUAGAUGUUUGUAAUAAAGCGUAAACAAUUGGUUUGAUUGAGAAUUCAAAAGCAAACUCUUUGGUCCAUUAUUUCAUCUUUAAAGCAGGGGGCUCAAAGUAACAUUGUCUCUAAUAAAAUCAAAUGUGAGUACAGGACAGGAACAUUGAAGACACCUUGUUCUUUCAUUAUCCUAAGAGCAUGAUUAACCCGGGGUUCUUAGGACGAGGUUCUUAGCGGAAGUUAAGAAACUGUUUCUUAACUUUUAACUAAAAAAGCUAAGAACCGGUUAUUAAAUAAGGACUUUAAGAACCGGUUAAAAGUUAAGAAACAGUUUCUUAACUUCCGCUAAGAACCCAACUCUAAGAACCUCGGGUUAAUCAUGAUCUAACUACCAAGUACCACCAGAGGAGUGAUCAGGCUGGAUAAUUAAAAGCUUUGUCGAUACUAUUUAGGGAAAUUGUUAUAAAGUGAAAUACAUCUUAAAUAAAAGGUGAAACAAUAACAUACGGUGAAAAUU